ACAGAAGCUAGCUGCUGUUCGAAAUCUUGUGUGCUUUUCAGAUACUCAACUAAAUUAAACUAGCUGCUAGCUGCUGUUUUCGGGCGGGUUUUUGAUGGUCCCCAAGAGGCAUUUUCGCGACCGGGGAAGCGAGGACUUCGAGUUUCCGGUUCCAGAAUCCAAAAGGAGGCCUACUUUUAGGAAUGUUGUUAGGGAUGUGAUGAGAGAUGCCACGCUGAAUGAACGCGAGUGGGAAAGCUUCUUACGGAGAAUUGUGCGAGAGGAGGUGGAGCGCGGUAUUCUUCCCUUCCUCAUGUCAUCUCCAAGCGUAUCCAGGCCGUCGCUGGAAAGUGGGAGUACUUCUGGAGGAAGUGGCUUGCAGUUGCGUUUUGUCAACAAGCUGGCAGGAACCAUAUUCACAGGCGGUAGGGUGGAAGCAGAGAAUGGCGAGCCUCUUCAAAUUGAACUAGUCGAUGCCAGUACCGGUGCUAUAGUCCGUUCCGGUCCCCUAUCUUUGCUGAAGCUUGAACUUCUUGUCGUGAAUGGUGAGUUCGGGUCUGAUGAUCAAGAGGAUUGGACCGAACGAGAAUUCAACAACUACAUUGUUCGCGCAAGGGAUGGCAAGAGGCCAUUAGUGACGGGCGAGAUACAUGUUACACUAAGAGAGGGAGUUGGUUCUGUUGGUGAUGUUAUGUUUACUGACAACUCGAGCUGGAUAAGAAGCCGAAAGUUCAGACUAGCAGCUCGAGCUGUGGCCAAAUCUUCGAGUGAAGUACGAAUUAGAGAAGCUAGAAGUGAACCGUUUGUGGUUAAAGAUCACCGUGGAGAAUUGUAUAAGAAGCACUACCCUCCAAACCUAAACGACGAAAUAUGGCGCCUGGAAAAGAUAGCGAAAGACGGAGCCUUCCAUAAGAGACUGUGCGAGAAUGGAAUCAGCACAGUGGAGGAGUUCCUGCAGUUGUACAUGAGAGAUGUAUCCUCACUACGAAAUGCUUUCGGUGGGAUCUCGAACAAGAUAUGGGAAACAAUCAUAGAGCAUGCUAUGACCUGUAAGUUGGAUGACCAUAAGUGCUAUGCCUAUCGUAGAGCUGAGCACGAUGUAAGUCUCAUGUUCAAUUCCAUCCACAGGCUUGAAGGGGCAAUAAUCAAUGGCCAGUUCUGUUCUCUGGAUGAACUCGACGCGCAUCAGAAGAUGCUGGUGGAAACUCUGAAGCAGCAUGCUUAUCAAAAUGUAAGAGAUUUGAUCCCUGUCGAUUCUUCAACUAUAUUUGGCCUUUCGAGGCCCUUGCCAUGUCCACAAGCUGAGCAAUUCACCAGUCCAAACCCUGAUCUGCAACAAAUUCAAUUUCAGUUCACACAUCAAGAUGAACUCCCAAUACAACUAGGUUUCAACCAUGGAUCAGCUUCAACCUCAUGUGCCUACCAAGCAGAAGGCAGCAGCAAUCAGUUAAUGGUUUCUCUAGCACAAAGCCAACCAAUGCAACUCCGAAGCAACAGCUUUUCGAUGGAGGACUUUAACUCCGUCAUCUACAAUGAAGAAAGCAGUUGGCCGUCUCUCGGUGUUUUCCAAGCGCCAAAUCUCCCAACCGGUCAUUUAGGGACAGAAAACCUUUUCCAGGUCCAAGCAUCAACUUGGUCUCCUGCAAACCCAAUAUGGGGACAAACAGGCGGCUUCUACUUCACUUCAGGUAGUGAAGCAGAAGCCGCACAUUUCCCUCUUCCCGCUUUUGUACAUAACGCAGGGACUAGACGGAAACCCAAGGCAUGCUGGUGCAAGCUUCGUGCCGCCAUUAAAUGGUGGGUUUCCGUUAGGAAGCAUGUGAGUGCUAGAAGAAUGGCAAGGCCUCCCAUGUAUCUGAACUACUAGAAGAAAUGUAGUUUCAUGUUCUCUGUUUUAGUUUGUUAAUUACUAUUUACUAGCUUUAGAAAGCAAGCAAUUACCUAGAGGUAAAAGGGGUAAAAAUAUCUCGUAGUCCGAGAUGUGCUAAGCUUAGUAGUUCGUAGGUUCUACUUUUCUGCAGUUAGUUGAUCAUAGUGUACACCACAUAGUGUCAAACUGAUCUAUGUAAAACUUGGUUUUUGAAAAGAAAUAUAGAAUAAAAAUUACUGCUUUAUGUA
Messenger RNA from Pyrus x bretschneideri (Chinese white pear), 2097 nucleotides. RefSeq names its product calmodulin-binding protein 60 B. Gene Ontology annotation, cellular component: nucleus. Gene Ontology annotation, biological process: regulation of salicylic acid biosynthetic process. The record is from RefSeq and is a predicted model, not a curated record. Bases 95 to 1846 code for a protein of 583 amino acids. The transcript has 8 exons. Gene Ontology annotation, molecular function: calmodulin binding; sequence-specific DNA binding; DNA-binding transcription factor activity. NCBI's taxonomy places the organism in Eukaryota, Viridiplantae, Streptophyta, Magnoliopsida, Rosales, Rosaceae.